Molecule: messenger RNA, 1273 nt
Organism: Diceros bicornis minor
Lineage: Eukaryota; Metazoa; Chordata; Mammalia; Perissodactyla; Rhinocerotidae
Product: actin-like protein 9
Biological process (GO): cell motility; axonogenesis
Cellular component (GO): NuA4 histone acetyltransferase complex; cytoplasm; synapse
Molecular function (GO): protein kinase binding; nucleosomal DNA binding
Source: RefSeq, a predicted model, not a curated record
AUGGAUGCAAAUCACUCCACCCCCUUGGAGCCCCAGUCCUCCCCAGAGGCACCGAAGCCUGGCCUGACCCCCUGCUCAACCCCGGGAAACAAGACCCUGCAGCAGGACCCCCCUAGCACGGUGGGCGACAGGUUGCCACCAAAGACCGGAGCGGUGGUCAUCGACAUGGGCACAGGCACCUGUAAGGUGGGCUUCGCGGGGCAGGCGCGGCCCACCUACACCGUGGCCACCAUCGUGGGCUGCCAGCCCCAGAAGCCGGCCCCCACGGGGCAGCUGGCGCUGGAGACGUUCAUCGGCGAGGCCGCGCGCGCGCGCCCCGAGCUGACGCUGGUGCAGCCGGUGCGGAGCGGCAUCGUGGUGGACUGGAGCGCGGCCGAGCUCAUCUGGCGCCACCUGCUGGAGCACGACCUCUGCGUGGCCACCCAGGACCACCCGCUGCUCUUCUCAGACCCGCCCUUCAGCCCCACCACCAACCGCGAGAAGCUGGUGGAGGUGGCCUUCGAGUCGCUGCGCUCCCCCGCCAUGUACGUGGCUUCCCAGUCCGUGCUGUCUGUCUACGCGCACGGGCGGGUCAGCGGGCUGGUGGUGGACACGGGCCACGGGGUCACCUCCACGGUGCCGGUCUUCCAGGGCUACAAGCUGCCCCACGCCACGGAGCGCCUGGACCUGGCGGGCACCCACCUGACGGCCUUCCUGGCGGAGAUGCUGCUCGGCUCCGGCGUGCAGCUGGGCCAGCAGGACCUGGACACCGUGGAGGACAUUAAGCAUCGCUACUGCUACGUGGCGGCCGACCUGCUCCAGGAGCAGGCCCGGCCCGAGCAGGAAGACCGGCAGAGCCUGGAGCUGCCGGACGGGCGGACGGUCACGCUGGGCAAGGAGCUGUUCCAGUGCCCGGAGCUGCUCUUCAGCCCGCCCGCGAUCCCAGGGCUGUCGCCCGUGGGCCUCCCCACCAUGGCCACACGGAGUCUUCUCAAGGUGCCCCUGGAGGUGCGGGCGGACGUGGCCCAGAACGUGCUGCUCUGCGGGGGCUCCUCGCUCUUCGCGGGGUUCGAGGGCCGCUUCCGCGCGGAGCUGCUGCGCGGUCUGCCCUCCGAGGCCCGCGCGGUGGUGACGGCCCGGCCCAGCAGGAGCCUCUCGGUGUGGAUCGGGGGCUCCGUCCUGGCCUCGCUGCGCGCCUUCCAGUCCUGCUGGGUCCUGCGGGAGGAGUACGAGGAGCAGGGCCCCCACAUCGUGUACCGAAAGUGCUACUGACGCGGGGCAGGGGUGGGGAGUG